Thelazia callipaeda (thelaziosis nematode) is the source of this 612-nucleotide messenger RNA. Lineage: Eukaryota; Metazoa; Nematoda; Chromadorea; Rhabditida; Thelaziidae. The record is from the annotation of a GenBank genome assembly.
AUGAAUGCUAAUAGUCAUUUGGUUGGAUCCUCUGCUCAGUUCUCCUUCGAUUCUCGUUCUUCACCAUUUCAUUCGUAUACAUUCAUGAGUCGUUUCCCUUCGACGUAUGCUACUUAUCACUUCCCUGCAUUUCAUGGUACCUGUGAUGAGCCACAAAAAUACAAUCAGGUAUCUGCUCCUAACAGCAACAACACUCGUUAUGCUUCUAUUCAGUAUGUGCCAUCACAAAUUCAGUACCCCGAGUCUCUCUCAUCUACCUCCACUUAUUCCCAUACAGUCUUUGACAAUACUUGCAGAAAUAGCUGUUCCACCUACAACAUUGCUGCUGCACCUAAUGUCACCACAACUUAUACUGCUAAUGGGACUUAUUGCACAAAUAAUCAGAUUUUCUUCCAACCACCACCGCCACCAUUUAUUUAUCCGUGGAUGUUGGAACGAGACCAACCACACCAGCAAUCACUUGGCUGCACCACUGAUUCUGCGAUCACAUCUCAAACAGGUGACUCUUUCUCCAUCUCUAAUUUGUUAGAAGAAACAUUAAUUAAUCAAGAAAACGGAAAAAUGAAAUUAAUCUUUACUCUUAAAUUAGGAAUUUUUGAUGAAUUACAGUAA